AUGUUAGACACACUCGACGGCGGUGGCGAGACGCACAAUGCCGCGCCAGCAGUAGUAGAACCGACGACACACGACGAAGCAGACAAAAUCUUCGACGCUACCGCUAUUACUGAACCUGAGCAAGGUCAAGGUCAUGAGCUCGAAGCAACAGAACUGCGCUCCCUCGACGCUGGCAUAGUGAGGCAACGAGGCGUUAGUACUAAUACUGAAGCAAGCGAGCCAACACGUGCAUCUCCACCAACCGCAAACAGAAAAAGAGCGUGGCAGUGGCACGAUGGCAUAACGGCAUUCUGGAGAAGACAGGUCAGCGUCGUCGUCGGGGCAGAUGCGAGACGCGACCAUCUCGGGCACAUCCAAGCAGCACUGGAACGAACAUUCCUGGCAUAUGUACGCACCAGCGUCGCGCUGUCCAUGACAUCCGUGAUCACGGCGCAGAUGUUCCGACUGCAGCACUCGAUCAAGCCGGACGCAGAGUUUGGCUUCUACAAGGUGGGCAAGGCGCUGGCGGCGACGUUCCAGGCGGCGGCGCUGGUGGUCGUGCUUGUGGGCGCGUAUCGGUUCUGGCGUCAGCAGAAUGCGCUGGUCCGGGGCAAGGUGUAUGCGCGCGGCUGGGAGCUGAUGGUGGUGUUUGGCAUGCUCGUUCUGUCCGACAAUCAGCACAUAUCCAAUCACGGUUUUCCCUCUACUACACUGACUGCUGCUGAUCAUCUCCUCCGUCAAUUUAUCCCGAUAUCGCCCCUCCCCGCCGCCAUGGGACUCUCCAAGUCCACGCGCAUGCAGAUACUGCUGGCCAUCGAUGUGGCUUUCUUCCUUCUCGAGAUUAUCGUUGGUUAUGCCGUCCAUUCGCUAGCUCUGGUCGCCGAUUCCUUCCACAUGCUGAACGAUAUACUUACACUCGUCGUGGGUUUGUGGGCCGUCAAGGCCGCCCAGAAAGAUAGAUCAAGCUCUUUUACAUAUGGAUGGAAGCGAGCAGAAACACUGGGUGCGCUCGUGAAUGGCGUCUUCCUCGUCGCGUUGUGUAUGAGUAUCGUCCUGGACGCGAUACAGCGCUUCGUGGAGCCGCAAGAGGUGCAGAAGCCAAUGCUGGUCAUGAUCGUUGGCUGUUUCGGACUGGCCAGCAACGUCGUUGGCCUCUUCCUCUUUCACGAUCACGGACAUUCGCAUGGAGAUGCGGGCCACAGCCAUGAUAGCCAUGGGAUUGCCGAGGAAGGCCACAGGCAUGCGCAUGCGCAUUCACACGACGCCGAGACCGAUGCUGUUGCAGACGAAAGCGGACGAAUUGUGGACGUCCUUCCAAGUACACGCGUGGCAGGAUAUGGGACCGCCAGCCAACCGAAAGAUAUCUCGUGGGAUAUCAAGGACACGCCGUCCAAAUCGAAUCCAUCCGCAUAUCUACAUGGAAGAACCAAGUCCGGCUCGAUCCAUCCUGGUUCCCUCCGUCACGACUUUCUUGUGGAGGCAGAGCAGAUUCUGCACCCGGGCUCAGGUCAAGCUGACUCUGACGCUGCCUCGUCCGAGGCUGAUUCCGAAGAUGCCGAGGACAACGAACAGUCUGGUCUGUUGAACAAGGCAAAGUCACACGCCCACUCACACAGUCAUGUCAAGAAGUCUGGAGCCGAUCACAAGAAGCACCACCACUCUCAACCAAAGAAAAAGGGCAAAGGAGGCCACGGCCAUUCUCAUGGGGAUCUCAACAUGCGCGGCGUCUUUCUUCACGUACUCGGCGAUGCUCUCGGCAAUGUCGGAGUAAUUGCGUCUGCCCUCAUCAUCUGGCUCACUCGAUACAAGUGGCGAUUCUACGCUGAUCCGGCCAUAUCUCUCGUUAUUACCCUAAUUAUUCUGCAUACAGCCAUCCCUCUUUGCAAAGCCGCAUCUCGCAUCCUUCUCCAAGCUACUCCCGAGUCUGUCGAUGUGGAGAAACUCCAGGAAGACAUUGAGACCCUCGAAGGUGUUCUCAGCGCACACGACAUCCAUGUCUGGCAACUCAGCGACACAACGCUGAUUGCCUCUCUCCAUGUCCAGGUCGCUUUCAACUUCCGCGGACAAGGCAGCCAACGCUACAUGCAGCUUGCGCGAGAGAUACGUGAAUGCCUACACGGCUUCGGCAUCCACUCGUCGACGAUCCAACCCGAGUUCUAUAACGACGGCGGGCCCGGCUCAGUCGAUCCGAUCGAGGACAACAUCAGCGAAGCAAGCGACGGCAUGAACAACAGCAGCAGGCAGGUUAGCAAGCAAAAUAGCCUAACGGAAAGCAUGCGCGAUUCGUGUCUGCUCGACUGCUGCGACAACAAGAACGUCUGCUGUCCACCUGAGAACAAGCAGAAUUCCGGCAGCAAGGACCGGUGA
Molecule: messenger RNA, 2346 nt
Organism: Pseudovirgaria hyperparasitica
Lineage: Eukaryota; Fungi; Ascomycota; Dothideomycetes; Acrospermales; Acrospermaceae
Product: cation efflux protein
Exons: 3
Coding region: 1-2346 (781 amino acids)
Biological process (GO): zinc ion transmembrane transport; intracellular zinc ion homeostasis
Cellular component (GO): membrane
Molecular function (GO): zinc ion transmembrane transporter activity
Source: RefSeq, a predicted model, not a curated record